AUGCAAAAUACCGAGGCGCUAGCGGCAGGAACAACAGUCAAAAUUGCUGUGGAAUUGAGUUAUGAAAGUAGACUGGUUGACGGAGAUUCUAAAGCUAUUAUUGAGGCUGUGAGGCAGGGUAGGUCAGAUUUAUCAGAAGAAGGCAAGUUUGUGGACCAGAUCUAUUGUUAUGUAAACAACUUUGCUAGUUUCUCUGCUCUAUGGACUCGAAGAACUGGCAACAGUGCUGCCAAAUACUUAGCUAAGUUUGCUUUAGAGGUUACAGAGUCUUGUACAUAG
This is a messenger RNA of Ilex paraguariensis (yerba mate), 279 nucleotides long. Lineage: Eukaryota; Viridiplantae; Streptophyta; Magnoliopsida; Aquifoliales; Aquifoliaceae. The record is from the annotation of a GenBank genome assembly.